AUGAGCUACCACCACCAACCUGGCCAGCCACAGCUAGGGGCGACAUUCGUCCCUGGUGGCUUUGAUGACUAUUAUAUGCCGGCUCCUUCGCCUGAAGUCAUUUCGCCAGCGCCUCAACGGUUCUCCUCCCGGGAUAGGAUAAUGCCCGAGGUGCCUGAGAACAUGCAAGACAACCUCCAGUACAUGGAGCUCGAGGCAAACGCCCCUCGCGCAAACACCAUGGCAUCGCCUGGGUAUGACUACAAUCAGACACAGGGAAACCUCCUUCCCCGGCAACAGACCUUCCAGGACGGGGGUGCGCCGGCGAACGGAGAGCAAUGGCCGGCGCGACAUGCAAGCAUCUCAUCGACCUUUCGCGGGCCUCCCAACGUGCAGCCCCUGAACGAGUACCAGCAGCCCUCCCACGACUACAACCAGUUCGCGCAGACCGGCGAUGCGCCCAAUUUCUCGCCGUUCCCCAAGAUCCCCCACCGCCCCCAAAACGUACCGCCGUCCGAUGAUGAGAAGGAAGCCACCCUCGAGAAUGCGCGACUGCCCGUUCUCAAUUCAAACGACCCUGAGAUGCAGCUGGCAUGGGCACAAGACGCUUUGGGAUACGUAGACGCUGCGCAGUUGCAUGAGCUGCGCGUUGCUGAAACUCAAGGAGCCAGGCCAUCAACGCCUCAGAUUGAGCAUCAGCUGCGCGCAGAUGCGAUGAACGUGGUGCAGUUCUUAGCAGACCAGCACCACCCCAAGGCUAUGUUCAUGCGAGGAAUGUGGCUCGAGUUCGGCAAAUUCGGAAUGCGCGCAGACAAGAAGGAGGCUUUCAGAUGUUACUCUCGCGCAGCCAGUAAGGGUUAUGCGAGGGCUGAGUAUCGAAUGGGUAUGCAAUUCGAGCAGUCGAAUGAUCCUAUCCGCGCUCUCCAACACUACAAGAACGGCGCAGAUCAGGGCGACUCUGCAUCGAACUAUCGCCUGGGUAUGAUGACCUUGCUUGGGCAACAUGGGCAACAACAAGAUUACGGCAGAGGUAUUCAACUGAUCCAAAUUGCUGCAUCUUCAGCAGACGAAAAUGCACCCCAGGGCGCCUAUGUCCUGGGCAUGCUCCAGUCGCGAGAACUUCCCCAAAUCCUUGUCCCUGAAUCGUUCUUGCCAUACGAUGAGAAGGCCGCAAGGCAGAACAUUGAGAAGGCGGCGUUUCUUGGUUUCGCGAAGGCUCAACUCAAGAUGGGAUCCGCAUACGAGCUGUGCAGCUUGGGUUGCGAGUUCAACCCUACGUUGUCGUUGCACUACAAUGCGCUAGCUUCGCGUCAAGGCGAACCAGAAGCAGACAUGGCCAUUAGUAAAUGGUUUCUUUGCGGUCACGAGGGCGAGUUUUCAAAGAACGAAGAGCUCGCAUACAUCUACGCACAACGUGCCGCAGCCACCGGGCUUGCAACCGCCGAGUUCGCCAUGGGUUACUUCAACGAGAUCGGCAUGCACGUAAACGUGGAUUUGCAAAAGGCAAUGGAGUGGUACGAGAAGGCUGAGCGGAACGGUAACAGGGACGCCAUUGCACGCAUUGAAAGUCUGUCAGUAUCACGGACGCUGUCGAAGAAAGACCACGAGAAUGUUGCGAUCAACAGGAUCAAGUCUCAGCAUGGGUCUAUGCGGGGGAAACGACCCGCACGGCUGCAAAAGCCUGCUGCACCUACUCUGCCAUCUAUCAACGACAACAGCCCUUCAGACUACGGGAACAGGGGCGAUUCCACAACGCCAUACCCCGUAUCUGACCAGCCACCGGUCAUCAACACGCACCCCAGUGCAGCACCAUACGGACGGUCCGCAUCAACUGCGCCAUACCCAGUUGACAACGGUCCACCGCGUAUUGGAUCCGCCCGUCCUAUGGCAGGUGGAUUCGCGCCAGAAAUACGGGCGGCUAGUGUCCGACCUACAUCCUCAGGCAACGCGUUUAACAUCAACCCCAAUCUCUAUCCUGCUAACAAUGGAUAUGGACGCGGUCGACCUCCACUUGGAGCCGAGUCGCAUACUAGCCCACUCCCUAUUCGUCCCCAUACAAGUGUGAACGAGAUAGGACCAGGUGGCAGAGGCAUGCGCCCUGUUCAAGGCGCCGGUCGUGGAUUGCCAGUGGGAGGUCCUGGAGGGUACAGACAACCCGGGGGCCCAAGCGCACAACGUCCAGAGAUGGAUCGCCCUCAGACAGCUCAGCCAGUGGACAUCGGAUACAACGCGCCAGAUGGGCGUAAUAAGCUUCAAAAGCCUGGUCAGGGCAUGAAGAAGUCGCCUACUAUUCCAGACAUUGGCUACGUCGCUCCUUUGGAGCCGCGGCAGCACACAAGACCCUCCACCGUACAGCCCGGCCAAGAGAGCAGGACGAACUCCAUUCGUGGUGACAGACCUCCCAAUGGCACGCCCGGGCAAGGGUCGCAUCCAUCAUCGAGGCCAGGAUCAGCGGGUCGACCUUCCGGCCAAGAGCCACUGCCUAAGCCGCAGAGGGUACCAACACAGCAGCAAAGACCACGUCCACAAGCAGCGCCUGCGUCUGCCCCUGCAGCGAACAAACCUCCAGCUGCAGCGCCUGCGACCAAGCCCGCCGUCGCCUCACCAUCCGGCAAUGGACCAAAGACAUUCGAUGAGAUGGGCGUUGGGCAGGCGCCCCAGGAAAAGGAUUGUGUAAGUGGCCCUUUGAUAUCUUCUCAGCCUUCACUAAUUCCAGCAGGUGGUCAUGUAAUCCGAACUAUGGUGCCAUUUAAUUUCCAACGCGUGGCUUUUCGUAGAGCAUUUUGCAUCUUUAUUUAG
Molecule: messenger RNA, 2778 nt
Organism: Boeremia exigua
Lineage: Eukaryota; Fungi; Ascomycota; Dothideomycetes; Pleosporales; Didymellaceae
Exons: 2
Coding region: 1-2778 (925 amino acids)
Molecular function (GO): protein binding
Source: RefSeq, a predicted model, not a curated record